UCCGCUCUCUCCGUCCCCAGCCGGUGACUUUGCUGUAACCCUAAAGCGAAGAGGCUGGGAAAUGUGCCUGGUGCAGCGGGGAGAGGAGGUCCAGCCCGGGCAGCCUGCAGACGUCACCUAGUGCAGCAGCAUCGAGCGCAGGGGCAGGAUGGUUAUGGACGAAAGCCAGUGGGUCCCUGAGCGUGAAGGCACCGUCUCCUCCAAGCUCCUGCAGAAGGCGGGUGCGGCCCCGUUUGUGCCUGUUGGCAUCGGGGGCUUUGCCAUGUUGGCCGCUUAUGGCCUGUACAGACUGAAGACCAGAGGAAAGAUGAAGAUGUCUGUGCACCUGAUCCACACCCGCAUGGCUGCCCAAGUCUGCGUGGUUGGAGCCAUCAUGCUGGGGGCAACCUACACGAUGUACCAAGACUACCUGCUGAAACGGCUGCAGGCAGAGCCCAGAAAUAGACACGAGAAGCUGCGCGGUGGAGAUGGAGCAUCUUAGGGCCGACCACCGUAACUUCCCUUUGCAGAACAUGGCCCUGCAGCCUGGCACUCCCUGGGGCUGCUGUUUGCAUGUAAAAAUCCUGCUUUUCUGGUUUAUAAAGUUACAGUUAAAGG
Chelonoidis abingdonii (Abingdon island giant tortoise) is the source of this 597-nucleotide messenger RNA. RefSeq names its product HIG1 domain family member 1B-like. Gene Ontology annotation, biological process: mitochondrial respirasome assembly. NCBI's taxonomy places the organism in Eukaryota, Metazoa, Chordata, Testudines, Testudinidae. The record is from RefSeq and is a predicted model, not a curated record. Gene Ontology annotation, cellular component: mitochondrion.